This is a messenger RNA of Temnothorax curvispinosus, 8858 nucleotides long. RefSeq names its product protein retinal degeneration B (gene rdgB). NCBI's taxonomy places the organism in Eukaryota, Metazoa, Arthropoda, Insecta, Hymenoptera, Formicidae. Bases 340 to 4188 code for a protein of 1282 amino acids. Gene Ontology annotation, cellular component: cytoplasm. Gene Ontology annotation, molecular function: phosphatidylcholine binding; phosphatidylcholine intramembrane carrier activity; metal ion binding. The record is from RefSeq and is a predicted model, not a curated record. Gene Ontology annotation, biological process: phospholipid transport. The transcript has 21 exons.
UCUCGCCUUGGUCGCGUCCGAGGAGUCGUCGCGUGAAAAUGCCGGGGAACACCUUGCGGCCGCACGAUCGUCGCGUGUGAUCGUUCCGCGUGUAAACCGUCGCGAGUAUACGAUCAGAGCAGUCCUGCAAUCGGAGCACCUGUGUCGGCGAUUCGGAAGCUCAUUGGGAAAUCGAAGAUUACACUUGACGACGCAAAAUGGAGACGUCACUCGUGAUUCCUGGCGAGAAAGAUCUCUUGAGGUGUCGCGAAGACGUCGAACGCGGCGGCGUCCGGUAUCUCUGAAGGGGAGACGCGCUUUGCGAAGAUGCACGGGUGAUACAGGACAGGCUCCAACAAAAUGUUGAUCAAGGAGUAUCGCAUACCGUUGCCUCUCACGGUAGAGGAGUAUCGAAUCGCUCAGCUGUACAUGAUAGCGAAAAAAUCUCGGGACGAGAGCAAGGGUGCCGGUAGCGGCGUGGAGAUAAUCGAGAACGAGCCGUACAGCAACGGUCCGGGCGGUAACGGGCAGUACACACACAAAAUCUAUCACGUGGGCAGUCACCUGCCGGGCUGGUUCAAGAGCCUCCUGCCCAAAUCGGCGUUGAUCGCCAAGGAGGAAGCAUGGAACGCCUAUCCGUACACCAAGACCCGCUACACGUGUCCGUUCGUGGAGAAGUUCUCCGUCGAGAUCGAAACCUAUUACUUUCCGGACGACGGUCACCAGGAGAACGUCUUCAAUCUCACCGGCAGUGAUUACAGGAACAGGAUCGUGGACCUGAUCGACAUUGUCAAGGAUCAGCCGUACGGGGCGGACUAUGUGAAGGAGGAGGACCCUAAGCUGUACAUGUCGGAGAAGACCGGUAGAGGCCCGCUGGAGGACUCGUGGCUGGAGGAUUAUUGGGCCGAUGUGGAAGGAAAGCAACAGCCAACGCCGUCGGGAAAGUCACUAAUGUGCGCGUACAAGCUAUGCCGAGUAGAGUUCCGUUAUUGGGGCAUGCAAACGAAAUUAGAAAAGUUCAUACACGACGUAGCUCUGCGGAAGACGAUGGUGCGGGCGCACAGGCAGGCCUGGGCCUGGCAGGAUGAGUGGACUGGUCUGACGAUGGAAGACAUCAGGGAGAUUGAGCGGCAGACGCAAUUGGCGCUGCAGCGGAAGAUGGGCCUGGGUGACUCGGAGGACGAGCUCGAGGACGAGAAUCGGAAAGCGGGCGCGACGGGAACGACGACGAUCACGACAACAACAGCGACGUCGGCGAACGCGACGAUGACGUCGGAGGAAUCGGCGGUAGCCAAAACCCUGGCGGCCACCCUGGGCAGCAUCGAGAAGAACGAAGAGGCGCAGAGCCCGCUGUCCAUCAGGAAGCCGUCCGACAUUCCCAUCAUUAACACGGCGGCCAGUUCCGAGGGCGAGAUCAGCCCCGAGGACUCUCCGAUCGACGUGGAUGAAAUCAAAAAUGCGGCCGCCGGUGAAAAGGCCAAGAAGGAGUGGAUGAAGAGCAACGUGCAUUCGCCGAGUUCGAACAAAAGCUUCGACAUCCAGAUCGCGAAUUGGAGGAUGGAGAGCAUCGUCAGGGAGUCCGAAUCCGGCAGCGACGACGAGUUCUUCGAUUGCCAGGCUGGGUUCAUUAUACCUGUUAUACGCAAAGAGGACUUUGAAGAUAGCUCUUCAUUAGCUAAAUGGAGUUCUUUGGAUCUUCUAGCAGAAGGGGAGGACACGACUGUGCGGACACCAUCUGCGGCAAACGAGCAAGAAGAUACAAUAUUUUCGCCUUCGUAUCUGCAACGUAUCACCAGUGAACGAAGCAGCAAGAGAUUGCAGAUCAGCACAUCGGCCAGCAUCGACAUGUCGUGUCCAGCGUCCCCUCAACAUUCUCCCACGCAUCACCCAUGCAAAAUUACUGUUUUAAUUAUUGUGGUGCAUGGUGGUAGUGUUUUAGACGCAAAUGUCGAUUUAACGGCAAAAAAAUCAGACAUUACGACAUUCCGGGGAGCUUUUGAAUCCGUCAUGAGACAGCAUUAUCCUAGCAUGGUCGGUCACGUAUCCGUUAAAUUCGUCGCCUGUCCUUCCAUCUGCACCGAAGCCUUGGGAAUUUUGUCGAGCCUGAGCCCAUACAGCUUCGACAUGUCGCCUUCGUGCAUGGACGCUCCGCAAGUAACGCACGACACUAUCCCGAUCGGCGCGAUUCCACUGCUAGCGAGUUCGAGUUCCGAAUAUCAAGACGCAGUGUCGCGAGUGGUGAUAAGUGCCAACCAAGUGUACCAUGACUUUAUCAAGAGUGAUGAGGGUAAAGGUUUCAGCGGGCAGAUCUGCUUUGUGGGCGACUCGGUGGGGUCGAUCCUGUCCUAUGACGUCCUGUGCAGGGCGACACAGCACUCGAGACACAGUAGCGAGAACAGCAUUCUGGAAGGUAGCGGUCAGCAGGGCAAUGAUAACGGCGAAGACGGCAAGCAUUUGACCGCUCCAUCUCCUAGAAGAAGGUCUUCCGGCACGAGUGACAAGCUGGAUUUUGAAGUGGGUGAUUUUUUUACGUUCGGUAGUCCGCUUGCAUCAGUCCUCGCUUACAGAAAGAUUGCCACGUCUAGCGACAGGAAUAGUUUUAUACCCAAGCCGUUAGUCAAUCAAAUGUACAAUCUGUUUCAUCCUACGGAUCCCAUGGCCGCGAGAUUGGAACCCUUGAUCUCAGCAAGGUUUUCACUGAUCACGCCGGUCAACAUUGCCCGAUAUCAAAAGUAUCCGCUUGGCAAUGGCCAGCCUUAUCACCUGCUGGAGACUAUCCAGACCAAUCCGCAACUGAUUGUUGACGGAUUGAAUGUUCCCAAUCUUCAAAUGUCGCAUUUAAGAAGAUUAUCCGAUAUAUCACUUCAAAGUACAAUGUCAGGCAUUAUCGACAAUGUUCCUUUACAGGCAGUAUCUGUCCUGAUGCAAAGGUGGUGGGGCACCAAAAGACUAGAUUAUGCGCUCUAUUGUCCAGAGGGUCUCGCUAAUUUUCCUACAAACGCCUUGCCGCAUCUCUUCCACGCUAGUUAUUGGGAGUCUUCGGACGUGAUCGCGUUCAUUUUGAGGCAAUUGGGCAGAUUCGAUUUGCCAUUGCUCGGCAACGAGGAAAAAGAUCUCACUUGUUUCCGUCCAGGUCAACCCAGAGAAAAAUGGAAUAAAAAGCGUACCUCCGUUAAACUUAAGAAUGUUGCUGCCAAUCACAGAGCGAAUGAUGUCAUCGUGAGGGAAGGUGCACCACAAGUAUUAGUCGCUAGGUUUAUGUACAGUCCUAUUGAUAUGAUAACUUUAACAGGUGAGAAAGUUGAUAUCCAUAUUAUGAAAAACGCACCGGCAGGCGAGUGGACAUACAUCUCUACUGAGGUAACUGACAAAAAUGGUAGAAUAAUUUACAAAAUACCAGAUGACAAAGCGCUAGGUUACGGACUUUAUCCAGUAAAGAUGGUUGUAAGGGGAGAUCAUACAUCUGUAGAUUUUUUCAUGGCUGUGAUACCGCCGAGAACUGAGUGCGUGGUUUUUAGCAUAGAUGGUUCUUUUGCCGCUAGUAGGUCGGUGAGUGGUAAAGAUCCGAAAGUCUGGGCUGGUGCCGUCGACGUUGUGAGGCAUUGGCAGGAACUGGGUUACCUCAUCAUUUAUAUUACUGCGAGACCCGAUAUGCAACAGCAGACAGUAGUUUCCUGGCUGUCGCAGCAUAAUUUUCCUCACGGUCUUGUCUCAUUUGCCGACGGCCUGUCCAGAGAUCCGCUCGCCCACAAAGCCGCCUACUUGAAUAAGCUUGUGAAGGAGCACGGUAUGAUAAUACAUCAGGCGUACGGCAGCGAGAAAGACAUUAACGUAUAUACGGCGAUAAGCCUGAAACCGAGCCAGAUCUUCAUCAUCGGCAAAGUAUCCAAGAAGCAUCAAGCUAUGGCGACAAUACUGUACGACGGGUAUGCCGCUCAUUUGAGCACGCUGCAAGUGCACGGGGGUUCGCGGCCUGCUCAGGGCAACGCGCGCAUGGUGAUCCCCAGGGGUCAAUUCGGCUUACCAGGACAGAAUAGUUCCCUGCGUCGACGAAGCUCUUUUAGGACGGCGAAGCGUGCGAUCUCGCAGCCACCCUUGGGCAAGACAUCCUUCCCGUUGGAACGAUCAACGAGCGUGGGCCCAUCCGUCACGCCUGCAUCAUCGGCAUCAGCCAGCGUUCAUCAAUCAGCAACAACCGAGAAACUCUGACGAUUUGUACGCUGCCGCUCGUUCUUCGAAUCGCGGCGGUAGCUCGUGAAGGAAGGACACGAUUCUUGGUUCCGUAUCCGGUAGUUCCUUUAUUCCGUAGAUCAUUAUAUUUUGUGAUGAUCUUAUAGAUUUUUACGCCGUGUAUUCAUAAUUCACGCAACAGUCUCGCAGAUAUCUCAUAUUAUAGAUCUUUUACUGUCCUAUAGAUGACGUACAUAAGUGUUGUUGUCUCAUUUCGUUGUACCUCAUAUCGUAAAUCUCCUUGAUCUAUUUUCGCAGAUUUAUAUGUAUUUAUAGAUAGGUAUUAUAUAGGUACUUUAGCCUUCUCGAUCUUGAAUAUUUUUAGUUUUGCACGCGGAGUGCUAGUUCUCAAUGAUCUUUGGAAAUCACCUCGUGUUUAUUCGUUUUACAUUAUACUAUGUAUUUUAGAUCCCAAAAAUUCGAGCCUUAAUUAAAAAAUUUUGAGACUCGGGAAUUGACAAUUAAAUGAAGAAAUUAGCGUGUACGAGUCGUGCGUAGAUGCAAUGAGCAAAGCGUAAAUUAUUUAUCACUCUAAAAAUUUUUCUAAUUUCUGGAGUAUUUCGCGAUGGUUCAUUUAUACAUAUUUAUCAUUUUUAGUCUGUACAUUUUAGUUAAAAUAUACAUUAUAAAUCAAAACAAACAUUAGGUAAAUUUCUAGCAAAAAUAGUGACUAUAAAUAUUAUUUAUAUCCGUGGAUUGAAUAUUUAGUUAAUUACAAGAUAUCCUGCAUAUGGAUGUAACGACAUAUAAUCUCAUUUUUAAAUCGUACUUUAUUGCUGGUAACACAUUUUAUCUUAUAUUAUUAAGUUACCUAAAAGUCAUAGUGCAAACACACGUCGGCUAAAGAUACAAACACCUAUAUAUUUGGUCAUUUUAAUAAUGUCUUGUUUGUCAAAAUAUAAAUAAUAUUAGACGUUCGUUUUUUUUUAUAAUGUACAUCUCAACCAAGACCUAAAGAUGAUCAAAAUAAAUGACAGAAGCGUCUUAGGAAAUCAGACAGAAAAUUUUUAGACUGACAAUUUACGUUCAUUUAUCUGCGUAUGGCUCUAGUAUAUGAUAAUUUAUUUAUUUCUCAAUCUGAUCUUACCGAGCUUUCGUUAUAUGUAUACUAUUGUAUAUAUAUAUAUUAUAUGUAUAUAUACAAAUUUUUAAUUCUACAAUCAUGUAUCUUACAAUUAGUUUGAAUCCUUGUACAGCUCCUACUACACUACUUCUGUUAUACAAACUAGCACGUCUCUCGUAUUAUUCCAAUAAAUAAAAUUUUGCUUAUAUGAAAAAAGAUAUCCAAUAUUUAUCUUUUAUAUACUUUGUGUCAUUUUUAUACUGCAAUUUAUCAGUAAUCUUAUUGUACACUUAUAGAUACUUAUCUAUUCUAAGUACAUUUUUUCUCUUGAUACGCGAAUGAUGAAAAAAAUAUGAUGAAUUAAAAUAUCAAUGGAAUUUUGUUUAACGGAAUAAUACGCCGAGAAUGAGAACUUGUUGAAACUGUUACCUGAGUCUCCCUGUUGUUAUUAAGGAGAAGUAUAACGUAAUGUUAUCUGUGACGCUUAGAGAUAAUUAGCGUAAGAACUGUUAGUACUCUACUCAUUGCCAAAUGUUAAUAUAGAGACGUAAUACGUAAUGCUCUGCAAAGUCCGCGUCAAGUUCUUCCAGGGCUAUUUCUUCGCGUGAGAGACUCAUAUCGCUGGCAAGAAAGACAGUCGUAAAAUGAAGGACAUGCUUAGUAACACUUAUUUAAUUACUAGAAGAAGAUUUUACUUGUCUUACGCGGUUUUAUUCAUUUAACUUUACAGUUUUAUUCAUUCUAAGAAGAUUUAAUAUUCUAUAACGAAUAUCAUUUACCCAUGAACACAAACAUACUGAGAAUAUAUAUAUUUUAUAUAUAUUAUUUAUAUAUAUUUAUUACCAAAUUAGCUGACAGGGCAUAUAUAUAAUCCGUAUAAUUUGUACUUGAAGAAAAUGAUACAAGACAAUAUUAAUGCGGUAAUUUGAAAAAUGACAGUGCAAUUAUUUAGACAAGAACACGAUAAUGAGUGAGGUAAAAAUAAUAAUUUGAGAAAUAAGAAGAAAAUCUUUUUAAAUCUCGUUGUCUCUAAUAGACGACGCUAAUAGACUUGUCCUCUCUAAAUCUUUUUUUACGACACGGUAAUUCAGGAAUAUUCUUGAAAAUAACCGAGAGAACUGUUCGUAUUUACAAUUAGUUGAGAAAGUCGGAAACGUAUCGUAUUUACAUAUAAGACGAAGCAUCGAUGUCUAAAUUAUUAUAGGCGCGCGCGCGCGACACAUACACGAGCGGUACAAAGCUAACUUCUUUCUUAUUACAUAGUCGCGUAAAGCUGUAGCUAGCGAUGUAAAUACGUUAGAGAUGUUGUGUAAAUAAAUUACAUUAUCCGUGGAUAAAUGUUAGCAGAAGAUCGAGAUCAUAUUUACAUGACUGGCUGCUAGAUGCUUCGUCGAUGAUAGGGAAGCGUGCCAAGAGAAGUAUGCGAGUCCGAGCUGAGAUGAAUUGAUGCCGAUUCCCGAUAUGGAAUUCCAUUACCCCGACUCUAUCCGCAGAUCUUUUAUUAUUAGGGAGAAUUUUCGAGUUUCGCGGCGAUCAUUUACACAGAAGGGAAAGGAAAAGAUUCGUCUUAGUUCUGAAUCACACCGAUAUGAAUAGGAGAGACAUAAUCAACGGUGUUUCAUUACGCUUAAGUCUAUCACAAUCAAUGUUAGAAAGUGGUAAAAUCUUUCCUACAUGCGCGAUUCGCUAUACACGGUGUUCCGAGUCUUGUAUCGGAAUACCGAAAGUGUUCUACGCUGUUGAUCACGCUGUGUUUGAUCUUUUUCAUAGCAAAAAUUAACGAUCCUCUAUUUUUUAUAAUCUUUCUAUUUUCAAGAUUACGAAAUAUAUGCAUAUCUUUUAAUCUCGAUCAUUAUAAGUCUUAGAUUAAACUAUCGUUUUAAUUCGUAAUUAAAGAUAUUUAUCAUUCGUAAUUAAAGAUUUUAAAGGUUUUAAAGGUUUUAAAGAUUUUAAAGGUAUUUUUAUACAUUUUAAGUUUAUUAUUCGAGAUUAAUAUCAUAGAGAUUAAUUAUUCAUAGAUAGCAAAAGAGAAAUUCAAGAUUUUCAUUCAAGUUUUAAGUUACGUUACAUAUAAAUGACAGAUUAAAAUUAAAGACACAAGAGAUAAUACCCUGACCUGACCUGACCUUUGUCACUCUCGGGACACCCUGUAGAACGGAAUCAAGCGCGACGAGGGUGACGGAGAUUAAUUUGUUGCCAUCGUAUGUUUCUCGAUGAUCCGUCAUGUUAAUCUCCCGAUCCUGAAACAAGGAAGCAUUACGUAUUGCUCAAACUGCUAUACUAGCUGUGGUGCUUGCAUUACGCAAGUUAACAUUAUCAUUAAUAUUGACUGUUUGUAUUGUUGUAAUAUGGCAUGAGAAUAUAGUUCUAUAUUAUACAGAUGUCUACAUAUAUAUUAUAUAAAUAUUAAAUGAGAAAAAUAUGUAUACAUAUACAAGUUGCAAACUUGGAGAUAUAUACGCGAAUGCAUAUAUACAUUUGUGUGCGUGUGUAUAUACAUAAUAUGUAUAUAUGCAUUCCUGCGAGGUGUCCGCGGAGUCCUAUGUCUCUCGAAUGGGGGAAUUUUCAUUUCGAUUCAGCUGUUGCGCUUUUCGGGAAAUUUUACAUCGUUCGCAGAGAAACUUUCCAAAGUUCUGAUCCAAGAUUACUUGUUAUUGCGAUCGACGACGCGAAACGAAGAGGAGAGACAUCGAAGCGAGAUCAAUUUAAGAUCGUUCGCGUCAACGAUACUAUAAUACGGGCUUUCUUUUCUAAUGUUACAACAAUUGUGACUAAGAUUACUUACUGAUAAUCGAGAUUGGUUAUUUUAUUAACUAGCGCUAAGUGAUUCUAAAUAAUUAGCUUGUAAUCGAGUCAAAUCGCUUAUGGUUAAGGCUACGGAUCGGUUACAGAUAGACGUGCUGUAAAGUUAACGGUAAGGUUUUUUAAUAAUCAUUAAAAUUGGACUGUAGUAAAAACUAGUCAGCCGUGACUAAAGAUGAUCUAGCGCAACGCGUAUAGCUAACUAGGGUUCUUUUAUUAUUAUUGUCAGUCCUGUCGACAAAGCGGACGUUUUUAGAGUUUGGCGAGAAGGAAUUAAAGACAAAGAGGUGGGACUGAAUCGCUUGCGCAAAGUUGAACUCUAAAAGCAGCCCCCCUACCUGAGACUCACGACUCGGCGGACGCUCCGUAGAUACACGUAAGCGACUGCAAGAGAUAUUUUACUUAUACUAUAUACUAUAUUGGAGACGGACGAUCACAUUGUACUGAGCGGUAAUGAGAAUUAUAUUUUUAUUAGUGACGUAACGUAAAAUGACAUAUUGUAAUAAAACUAACCGGAGAAAUCAUUGUUUUGUAUUACGCGCUCUCGCUCUAGUGUGUAACAAUUGUUUUAUAUAUACAUAUAUGUAUAUAAUGUUGACGAUCACAGUUCGGCUCGGCUUCCCUCCCUCCUCCCACCCCCCCUUUCCAACCCCCGAGACCGACCUGCCGCAGCGAGGCACCCCGUUUCUUUUCCUAGUUGAGGGAGAUAAUGGAGAUGAGACGCUUAGCGGACAAAACUGUAUUCCACUUCCUUCAUUGGAUAUUAAUAAAUGAUAAAUCUAUA